CUCCUGCACCGGAAGACGUCCGUUCAACUCGUCUACGCGCUCAACCAGCCGCUCCGUUCACUCCCGUUCUUUCUGCCCCUGGACCCGGAAAAGUAACGGUUUUGACUUCAACAGUCGCUCCAGUCCCCCGGCUUAUUCACCUGCUCACCCCCUCAACGGCGUAUCUCAACCCGCGGACAUGGCUUCGGUUUCGGCACAAGCUCAGGCGACGAGCCCGGCUCAGUCGGUUCCUCUGCAGCGAGGAAUAGUGAAGAUGGUCUUGUCGGGCUGCGCCAUCAUCGUGCGGGGUCAGCCCCGCGGAGGCCCGCCCCCCGAGCGGCAGAUCAACCUAAGCAACAUCCGCGCCGGCGCCAUGGCCCGGCGCGCGGCCCAGAGCCAGCCCGACGCCAAGGACACCCCUGACGAGCCAUGGGCGUUCCAGGCCAGAGAGUUCCUGCGCAAAAAGCUGAUCGGCAAAGAGGUGUGCUUCAACGUGGAGAUCAAGACCGCUCUGGGCAGAGAGUACGGCAUGGUGUACCUCGGCCGGGACACAACGGGAGAGAACCUGGCGGAGUCCCUCGUGAACGAAGGCCUGGCCACAGUCCGCAGAGAAGGAAUCCGCGGAAACAAUCCAGACCAGGUCAGGCUGUGCGAGAUGGAGGACCAGUCCAAAGCCUCCAGGAAGGGCAUGUGGAGCGAGGGCGGGGGUGCCCACACCAUCCGAGACAUGAAGUACGUCAUCGAGAACCCACGGCACUUCGUGGACGCCAUGCACCAGAAACCUGUCAACGCCAUCAUCGAGCACGUGCGCGAUGGGAGUGUGGUGCGCGCCCUUCUCCUGCCCGACCACUACCUGGUCACCAUCAUGCUGUCCGGAGUUAAGUGUCCCUCGUUCAAGCGGGAGCCGGACGGCCUGGAGACCCCAGAGGCGUACGCGGCCGAGGCCAAGUUCUUCACAGAGUCACGCCUGCUGCAGCGCGACGUGCAGAUCAUCAUGGAGAGCUGCCCCAACCAGAUCAUCCUGGGCACCAUCAUGCACCCGAACGGCAACAUCACAGAGCUGCUGUUGAAGGAGGGGUUCGCGCGCUGCGUGGACUGGUCCAUGGCCGUCUACACCGGGGGCGCAGAACAGCUCCGAGCAGCCGAGAAGUCUUCCAAGGAACGCCGGGUGCGCAUCUGGAAGGACUACGUGGCGCCCACCGCCAACAUAGACCUUAAGGACAGGCAGUUCGUCGCCAAGGUGAUGCAGGUGAUCAAUGCCGACGCCAUCGUGGUGAAGAUGAACUCUGGGGAGAACAAGACCGUCCACCUCUCCAGCAUUCGUCCCCCCAGGAUCGAGGGAGAGGAGAAGAACAAAGACAAAGACAAGCGUUUCCGUCCCCUCUACGACAUCCCCUACAUGUUUGAGGCCCGCGAGUUCAUGAGGAAGAAGCUCAUCGGCAAGAAGGUCAACGUGACAGUGGACUACAUCAGAGCCGCCACCGGGGCCGGAGAGACCACCCCCGCCUUCUCGGAGCGCACCUGUGCCACCGUCUCCAUCGGGGGAAUAAACAUCGCAGAGGCCCUGGUCAGCAAAGGCCUGGCCACCAUCAUCAGAUACCGGCAGGACGACGACCAGAGGUCCUCCCACUACGACGAACUACUGGCCGCAGAGGCACGGGCUAUCAAGAACGGGAAAGGACUGCACAGCAAGAAGGAGGUUCCUAUCCACAGAGUGGCUGAUAUAUCUGGGGAGACGCAGAAGGCCAAACAGUUCCUCCCCUUCCUGCAGAGGGCGGGCCGCUCGGAGGCCGUGGUCGAGUACGUCUUCAGCGGCUCCCGCCUCAAGCUCUACAUGCCCAAGGAGACCUGCCUCAUCACCUUCCUCCUCGCCGGCAUCGACUGUCCACGUGGCUCCAGGAACACGCCCGGGGGCGUUCAGACCGCCGACCCCUUCAGCAACGAUGCCUUGGUGUUCACCAGAGAUCUGGUGCUCCAGAGAGAGGUGGAGGUUGAAGUGGAGAGCAUGGACAAAGCGGGCAACUUCAUUGGCUGGCUGCACAUCGAGGGCGUGAACCUGUCCGUGGCGCUGGUGGAGUCGGCGCUGUCCAAGGUCCACUUCACGGCCGAGCGUAGCUCCUACUACAAGACCCUGGUGACGGCCGAGGAGCCCUGCCGCGAGAGGAAGGAGAAGGUCUGGGCCAACUACGAGGAGAAGCCCGUGGAGGAGGUGGUCCAGAUGAAGGAGGAGAAGGAGCGCGUGGCCAACUACAAGGCGGCCUACGUCACCGAGAUCUCCGACAGCAUGCACUUCUACGCCCAGGAUGUGGAGACAGGGGCCCAGUUGGAGAGCCUGAUGGAGACGAUGCGGGCGGAGAUCGCCGCCCAGCCGCCCGUGGAGGGGUCCUACGCCCCCCGCCGGGGAGACUUCUGCAUCGCCACGUUCGCCGACGGAGAAUGGUACAGAGCCAGGCUGGAGAAGGUGGAGUCCCCGUCGAAAGUCCAUGUGUUCUACAUCGACUACGGAAACAGAGAGGUGGUCUCCGCGGUCCGUCUGGCCGCCAUGCCCCCCGCCUUCAGCACCAGAGUCUUGCCGGCGCAGGCUACAGAAUACACCUUCGCCUUCAUCCAGGUCCCUCAGGAUGACGACAUCCGGGCGGAGGUGGUGGACAGCCUGGUGCGUGACAUCCAGAACACGCAGUGCCUGCUGAACGUGGAGUACGCGGGCGCCACCUGCCCCCACGUCAGCCUGCAGUUCGGGGACACCAAGGACGACGUGGGCCUGGGCCUGGUCAAGGAGGGCAUGGUGAUGGUGGACGUGCGCAAGGAGAAGCACCUGGCCAAGAUGGUCAACGAGUACCUGACUGGCCAGGAGUCUGCCAAGAGUGCCAGGUUGAACAUUUGGCGCUACGGAGACUUCCGCGCCGACGACGCCGAUGAGUUCGGCUACCGUCGCUAAAACAUCGGAACAAAAGACGGGAACGAAAACGCAACACGCCAUCCAUCCCAACACCAUUCCAAAGACCACCCGCGGAAGACGAGAGGCGCGUCAGGAAGACCCCCUUUGAUCACCUAAAAUCAACUAAACGACAAGCAUUGACGUUCAGCUUCCAUUUAGUUUCGACAAGUCAUUAUUUUUCCAAUUUUUUUUUAACGCUUAAUUAUUUUUUUGUUUUCCCCCGUUUUGUUUCUUUUUUUUUAAAUAACUGCGCCCGUCUUAUCUUCGUAUCUUACUGAACAUGAAAUCCAGACUCGUUUUGAUGUUGAAAGUUCUCUCUUCUAAACACCCAUCAUGUAUCACUCGAUCUCAGCGGGGCCAAUUUGCCAGUUCCUCUGCACUAUUGCCAAUCUGUGUUAAUUGCCAUGCUUCGUUUUAUUUUUGUUAGCUUCAUAAAAUGACACCCCCCCCCCCCCCCCCCGUUUUCAGCUAAUCGUCCCCCUCCGUUGUCCGAUGCCCUGCAGCCAAUCCACGUCGUUGUUCACGCGAGAAAGGGCCUUGAGCUCUGGUUUCUCUUGUCGUUGGCGGCGGAUUCUCUUAAUUCUCCCGAUCGAUUUUGCCAUGUAAAUGUGAGCAUAUGUUGAAACGUGUGAAUUUGGUUUAUUCCCUGAGGGACUAGGCAGGGGGGACGGCUGCACUGGGACGGAACCAAGAAAAUCUAAGUUGUAUGUCGGGGUUCCUUCCGGUGGUAAUCUGUGUGAUGAGGACUACUCCCAGAGUUUUUGUGAGCGGUUCGGUCGCCAUAUGGCUGCCUCUUCGCGCUCCGACGUCGUGAACUUCCUCGAUAUUACAGCAUUAAUCAUGGUCAUCUCUCACUCUCUAUCUCUCUCUUUCGGUAAUGUUUACAUUCUGUUGCAAUGGUUAUGAUCUCGUCUUUGGCAGUCUCUCUCUUCUCCUGUCUCUGUAUAUCACGGCAGAAACAGUGUAUGAAUUUUGUUUUCCUUAUAAUAGACCUUGUCAUUAUAUUAAAAGAAAAAAAGAUCUGCUGAAUAAAAAUAUGCAAAUGAUGUUGGGUUGUCUUCAUUGAAACUUCAGGAAAAUGCCAGUCGGCCCCAAAUUAUGCAAUGUCCUGAACUGUGUUUAUAUUCCAGACAGGAGUGUUGCAAAAGAAUGACUCAAUAAAAAUGGUGAAUGCAUG
Molecule: messenger RNA, 4094 nt
Organism: Gadus chalcogrammus (walleye pollock)
Lineage: Eukaryota; Metazoa; Chordata; Actinopteri; Gadiformes; Gadidae
Gene: snd1
Product: staphylococcal nuclease and tudor domain containing 1
Exons: 25
Coding region: 179-2917 (912 amino acids)
Biological process (GO): regulatory ncRNA-mediated gene silencing; mRNA catabolic process
Cellular component (GO): cytosol; nucleus; RISC complex
Molecular function (GO): RNA binding; nuclease activity
Source: RefSeq, a predicted model, not a curated record